Messenger RNA from Pan troglodytes (chimpanzee), 3895 nucleotides. It is a transcript of the gene DCLRE1C, whose product is annotated as DNA cross-link repair 1C. The record is from RefSeq and is a predicted model, not a curated record. Gene Ontology annotation, molecular function: 5'-3' DNA exonuclease activity; damaged DNA binding. The transcript is spliced from 15 exons. The coding region runs from base 633 to 2351 and encodes 572 amino acids. Gene Ontology annotation, biological process: interstrand cross-link repair; telomere maintenance; double-strand break repair via nonhomologous end joining. NCBI's taxonomy places the organism in Eukaryota, Metazoa, Chordata, Mammalia, Primates, Hominidae.
GACUCCUCUUAUUGGACGUGGCUGCGUUCGGCCGCCCAAUGGCGAGGCAGCGCGCGGCUUCCCGGAAGUGGCGGCGCGGUCAGGGCUGGCCUUGGCUUCAGCUGCGGUUUUGGGGUCCCGGACGCUGGGAUCGGCGGCGCUAUGAGUUCUUUCGAGGGGCAGAUGGCCGAGUAUCCAACUAUCUCCAUAGACCGCUUCGAUAGGGAGAACCUGAGGGCCCGCGCCUACUUCCUGUCCCACUGCCACAAAGAUCACAUGAAAGGAUUAAGAGCCCCUACCUUGAAAAGAAGGUUGGAGUGCAGACACACCUGAUCACAUACAAGCGCGUAUUUCCAAGUAACAAUGGUGAGGGACCACUGUUGGAGGAGGUCCAGGGACACCGUGUUUCCACCCCCACCUUGUGCUCUUGGUGGCACUGAAAUGGUGCGCAUAGCUUGAAGGUUUAUCUAUACUGUUCACCUGUGACUAAGGAGUUGUUGUUAACGAGCCCAAAAUACAGAUUUUGGAAGAAACGAAUUAUAUCUAUUGAAAUCGAGACUCCUACCCAGAUAUCUUUAGUGGAUGAAGCAUCAGGAGAGAAGGAAGAGAUUGUUGUGACUCUCUUACCAGCUGGUCACUGUCCGGGAUCAGUUAUGUUUUUAUUUCAGGGCAAUAAUGGAACUGUCCUGUACACAGGAGACUUCAGAUUGGCGCAAGGAGAAGCUGCUAGAAUGGAGCUUCUGCACUCCGGGGGCAGAGUCAAAGACAUCCAAAGUGUAUAUUUAGAUACUACGUUCUGUGAUCCAAGAUUUUACCAAAUUCCAAGUCGGGAGGAGUGUUUACGUGGGGUCUUAGAGCUGGUCCGCAGCUGGAUCACGCGGAGCCCGUACCAUGUUGUGUGGCUGAACUGCAAAGCGGCUUAUGGCUAUGAAUAUUUGUUCACCAACCUUAGUGAAGAAUUAGGAGUCCAGGUUCAUGUGAAUAAGCUAGACAUGUUUAGGAACAUGCCUGAGAUCCUUCAUCAUCUCACAACAGACCGCAACACUCAGAUCCAUGCAUGCCGGCAUCCCAAGGCAGAGGAAUAUUUUCAGUGGAGCAAAUUACCCUGUGGAAUUACUUCCAGAAAUAGAAUUCCACUCCACAUAAUCAGCAUUAAGCCAUCCACCAUGUGGUUUGGAGAAAGGAGCAGAAAAACAAAUGUAAUUGUGAGGACUGGAGAGAGUUCAUACAGAGCUUGUUUUUCUUUUCACUCCUCCUACAGUGAGAUUAAAGAUUUCUUGAGCUACCUCUGUCCUGUGAACGCAUAUCCAAAUGUCAUUCCAGUUGGCACAACUAUGGAUAAAGUUGUCGAAAUCUUAAAGCCUUUAUGCCGGUCUUCCCAAAGUACGGAGCCAAAGUAUAAACCACUGGGAAAACUGAAGAGAGCUAGAACAGUUCACCGAGACUCAGAGGAGGAAGAUGACUAUCUCUUUGAUGAUCCUCUGCCAAUACCUUUAAGGCACAAAGUUCCGUACCAGGAAACUUUUCACCCUGAGGUAUUUUCAAUGACUGCAGUAUCAGAAAAGCAGCCUGAAAAACUGAGACAAACCCCAGGAUGCUGCAGAGCAGAGUGUAUGCAGAGCUCUCGUUUCACGAACUUUGUAGAUUGUGAAGAAUCCAACAGUGAAAGUGAAGAAGAAGUAGGAAUCCCAGCUUCACUGCAAGGAGAUCUGGGCUCUGUACUUCACCUGCAAAAGGCUGAUGGGGAUGUACCCCAGUGGGAAGUAUUCUUUAAAAGAAAUGAUGAAAUCACAGAUGAGAGUUUGGAAAACUUCCCUUCCUCCACAGAGGCAGGGGGAUCUCAGUCACCAAAGCUUUUCAGUGACUCUGAUGGAGAAUCAACCCACAUCUCCUCCCAGAAUUCUUCCCAGUCAACACACAUAACAGAACAAGGAAGUCAAGGCUGGGACAGCCAAUCUGAUACUGUUUUGUUAUCUUCCCAAGAGAGAAACAGUGGGGAUAUUACUUCUUUGGACAAAGUUGACUACAGACCAACAAUCAAAGAGAAUAUUCCUGCCUCUCUCAUGGAACAAAAUGUAAUUUGCCCAAAGGAUACUUACUCUGAUUUGAAAAGCAGAGAUCAAGAUGUGACAAUAGUUCCUAGUACUGGAGAACCAACUACUCUAAGCAGUGGGACACAUAUACCCGAGGAAAAACGUUUGCUAAAUCUUAGCACAAAUGCAGAUUCCCAGAGCUCUUCUGAUUUUGAAGUUCCCUCAACUCCAGAAGCUGAGUUACCUAAACGAGAGCAUUUACAAUAUUUAUAUGAGAAGCUGGCAACCGGUGAGAGUAUAGCAGUCAAAAAAAGAAAAUGCUCACUCUUAGAUACCUAAGAAUUCAAAGUGCUUCAACCUAGAGCAACCACUAAAAAACCUGCACAGAGAUGACAGUCAAUAUUACAAUAGAGAAAAUAUAGUACUUAAAAAUGUUCAAAUAACCUGGUUGGGUGUGGUGGCUCACACUUGUAAUCCCAGCACUUUGAGGUGGGCAAUGGCUUGAGCCCAGGAGUUCGACACCAGCCUGGCCAACACAGUGAGAUGUGUCUCUACUUACAAAAAAAAAAAAAAAAAAGCCAGGCAUAGUGGUAGGCUACUCUGGAGGCUGAGGUGAGAGGAUCACUGGAGCCCAGGAGAUUGAGGCUGCAGUGAGCCAUGACUGUGCCACUGCACCUCUAGUCUGGGUGACAGAGCAAGACCCUGUUUAAAAAAGAAAAAGGCCAGGCACGGUGGCUCAUGCCUGUAAUCCCAGCUACUCAGGAGGCAAAGGCAGGAGAAUCACUUGAACCUGGGAGGUGGUGGUUGCAGUGAGCUGAGAUUGUGUCAUUGCACUCCAGCCUGGGCAACAAGAGCAAAACUCUGUCUCAAAAAAAAGAAAAAAAAGAAAAAAGAAAAAAAAAUGGUAGAACUAAACCCAAACGUAUCAAUGAUUACAUUAAAUGUAAAUGGUCUAAGCACAUCAAUGACAAGAGACAUGGAAAAAACCAACAUAACCCAGUGACUGCUGUCUAUAAAGAAAGUCAAUUCAAGUGACUGAUAGGUUAAAAGGAUGGAAAAAAGACCAUGUAAACAAUUAAAAAUGGAGUGGUUAUAUGGACAGUUUCCUAAUGAUAAAAGGUCUAGUUCACCAAGAAGACAAAAUAAUCCUAAACGUAUAUGCACCUAACAGCUCCAAAAAUUUAUGAAGCUAGAACAGCUGAAAAGAGACAAACUAAUGCACAAUUACAGCUAGGGAUUAAUUUAACAUCCCUCCUUAGUAACAGAACUAGUAUAUAUACAUUAAUCAGUAAGAAUAUAGAACUGAAAAUCAUAAGCCGACUGGAUUAAAUUGACAUUUAUAGAACACACCACCCCAAACUAGCAGAAUGUAUCUCCUGAAGUACACAUGGAACAUUCAGCAUGAUCAUAUCUUUGCUCAUAAACACACCUGAUUUAAAUUGACAAACUUGGAUCUAGUAUGAUAAACCGAUGGCUAUAGACAAAAUCAGCACCUUAUUUAUCCCCAAAGAUGUUAAAUCACUUAACCUUGAUGUGAAUAUGGUGGCAAAAUUAGAAGCGGACAAUUAGAAUAUAAAAGAAAAUGCUCAAGAAUUAAAUGGUGGCCAGGCACAGUAACUCCUGCCUGCAAUCCCAGUACUUUGGGAGGCUCCCUUGAGCUCAGGGUUUUGAGUCCAGCCUGGGCAACACACAGGGAGACACUGUCUCUACAAAAUGUUAGCCAAGCAUGGUGGUGUGCACCUGUAGUCCUAGCUACUUGGAAGGCUUAGGUGGCAGGAUGGAUUGAGCCCAGGAGGUUGAAACUGCAGUGAGCUGAUUGUGCCCAGCCUGGGCAACAAAGCAAGACCCCAUCUCAAGAAAAAUAAAAAAAAAAAACUAAAGUA